AUGAGCUUCGGUAAGACACUCCGAGGAGUCGAUCCUGAGCAACGUCGCGAGAGGCUGAGAAACCUGCAACUCGUUGAUGUGGUCAGUUCACCAGCAGGAGCGUCAACUAUCACCGAUGAAGAUAAAGCAGUCAAAACGAACAAGGCAUCUAUCCCUGGAGGUGGCUCGAUCGUUGAUAAAAAUCGCCUAGCAGGGAUCAACGACUACUUGUACGAAGGCGAUAUCAAUCUUACCGAAGAACAACUCGCUGCUCUCGAAUCGGAACUGAGCAACGGCACAACUCGUCAAAAGCGACAAGCUUCCAAAACAUAUGCUAUAUGGACUAACAAAAAAGUCUUCUACUACUUUGAUGCAAGCUUGGGAGAGCCGAUGAGGGCUCUUGUAAAAAAGACCCUUGCAUAUCUGACCGCUCGCACAUGCGUCACCUUCGUAGAGAACGCAACAGCUACAAAUCGCGUUCGGGUGUUCAGAGGGGACGGCUGUUACUCGUAUGUCGGAAUGAUUGGAGGCGAACAAGAUUUGUCGCUAGCCGAUGGCUGCGGUACGAUGGGAAUCGUUGCCCACGAGUUCAUGCAUGCUCUCGGAAUAUUCCAUAUGCAAAGUCGUCACGACCGCGAUUCUUUCAUUACACUCGACUUGACCAAUGUACCGGUAAGUCUCAAAGUCAAAUUUUUAUUUUUUGUGAUUCAGAUAAGCAAGUCGCUGCACUGCACUUCCCUCCACCACAUUCUCGAAUAG
Haemonchus placei is the source of this 738-nucleotide messenger RNA. The record is from the annotation of a GenBank genome assembly. NCBI's taxonomy places the organism in Eukaryota, Metazoa, Nematoda, Chromadorea, Rhabditida, Trichostrongylidae.